Molecule: messenger RNA, 2286 nt
Organism: Emys orbicularis (European pond turtle)
Lineage: Eukaryota; Metazoa; Chordata; Testudines; Emydidae
Gene: BRINP1
Product: BMP/retinoic acid inducible neural specific 1
Exons: 7
Coding region: 1-2286 (761 amino acids)
Biological process (GO): negative regulation of mitotic cell cycle; positive regulation of neuron differentiation; cellular response to retinoic acid
Cellular component (GO): cytoplasm; neuronal cell body; dendrite
Source: RefSeq, a predicted model, not a curated record
AUGAACUGGAGGCUUGUUGAGUUCCUCUACUUCCUGUUUAUAUGGGACCAUAUAAUAGUACAGCCCUCCCACCAGGAACCAGCUGUUACCAACCAACAUGUCUCCAAGGAAUUUGAUUGGCUUAUUUCAGACAGGGGGCCUUUCCACCACUCGCGGAGCUACUUAUCCUUUGUGGAAAGACAUCGUCAAGGAUUUACAACCAGAUAUAAAAUAUACAGGGAGUUUGCCCGUUGGAAGGUGAGGAACACAGCCAUCGAACGGAGGGACCUGGUCCGCAAUCCAGUGCCCCUGAUGCCUGAAUUCCAGAGGAGCAUCCGCUUGCUGGGCAGGAGACCCACCACGCAACAGUUCAUUGAUACCAUCAUCAAAAAGUACGGCACCCACAUCCUCAUCUCUGCCACCCUAGGAGGGGAGGAGGCCUUGACCAUGUACAUGGACAAAAGCCGGCUUGACAGGAAGUCAGGAAACGCCACCCAAAGCGUUGAGGCGCUGCACCAGCUUGCUUCCUCCUACUUUGUAGACCGCGAUGGCACCAUGAGGAGACUCCAUGAGAUCCAGAUCUCUACCGGAGCAAUCAAGGUAACAGAAACUCGGACUGGCCCCCUGGGCUGUAACAGCUACGACAAUCUGGACUCUGUGAGUUCUGUCCUUCUGCAAAGCACUGAGAGCAAACUCCACCUGCAAGGUCUCCAGAUCAUCUUCCCUCAGUAUUUACAAGAGAAAUUUGUCCAGUCUGCGUUGAGUUACAUCAUGUGCAAUGGAGAGGGGGAGUAUGUGUGUCGGAACAGCCAGUGCGGCUGCCGGUGUGCUGAAGAAUUCCCACAAUGCAACUGUCCCAUCACCGACAUUCAGAUCAUGGAGUACACGCUGGCAAACAUGGGCAAGUCCUGGACGGAAGCGUAUAAAGAUCUGGAGAAUUCAGAUGAGUUUAAAUCCUUCAUGAAAAGGCUACCUAACAACCACUUCCUGACCAUCGGGAGCAUCCACCAGCACUGGGGCAAUGACUGGGAUCUUCAGAACCGAUACAAACUCCUGCAGAGCUCCAUGGAAGCCCAACGGCAGAAGAUCCAACGUACUGCCCGCAAACUCUUUGGCCUCAGUGUCCGGUGCCGGCACAACCCUAACCACCAGCUACCUAGAGAAAGGACAAUACAGCAGUGGCUUACCCGGGUUCAGUCCCUGCUUUACUGCAAUGAGAAUGGGUUCUGGGGGACCUUUCUGGAGAGCCAACGGAGCUGCGUGUGCCACAGCAGCACCAGCCUGUGCCAGCGCCCCAUCCCGUGCAUCAUCGGGGGCAACAACAGCUGCGCCAUGUGUAGUCUGGCCAACAUCUCCCUCUGCGGCUCGUGCAACAAGGGCUACAAGCUGUACCGGGGCCGCUGCGAGCCGCAGAACGUGGACUCGGAGCGCAGCGAGCAGUUCAUCAGCUUUGAGACAGACUUGGAUUUCCAGGAUCUGGAGCUGAAGUAUCUGCUGCAGAAAAUGGACUCGCGCCUCUACGUGCACACCACCUUCAUCAGCAACGAGAUCCGCCUGGACACCUUCUUCGACCCCAGGUGGCGCAAGCGCAUGUCCCUCACCCUGAAGAGCAACAAGAAUCGGAUGGACUUUAUCCACAUGGUGAUCGGCAUCUCCAUGCGCAUAUGCCAGAUGCGCAACAGCAGCCUGGACCCUAUGUUCUUUGUCUACGUCAACCCCUUCAGCGGAAGCCACUCCGAGGGCUGGAACAUGCCCUUUGGGGAGUUCGGCUACCCGCGCUGGGAGAAAAUCCGCCUCCAGAACAGCCAGUGCUACAACUGGACCUUGCUGCUGGGCAACAGAUGGAAAACCUUUUUUGAGACUGUCCACAUCUACCUACGCAGCCGGACUCGGCUGCCCUCCCUGCUGCGCAAUGAGACUGGCCAAGGGCCCGUGGACCUUUCUGACCCCAGCAAGCGUCAGUUCUACAUCAAGAUCUCUGAUGUGCAGGUGUACGGCUACAGCCUGCGUUUUAAUGCCGACCUGCUGCGCAGUGCUGUGCAGCAGGUCAACCAGUCAUACACCCAAGGUGGGCAGUUCUAUUCCUCGUCCUCCGUCAUGCUCUUGCUGCUGGACAUUCGGGACCGAAUCAACAGACUGGCCCCCCCUGUGGCACCGGGUAAGCCUCAGCUGGAUCUGUUCUCCUGUAUGCUCAAGCACCGUCUGAAAUUGACCAACAGCGAGAUCAUCCGCGUGAACCAUGCACUAGACCUGUACAACACCGAGAUCCUCAAACAGUCGGACCAGAUGACAGCCAAACUCUGCUAA